Molecule: messenger RNA, 630 nt
Organism: Glarea lozoyensis ATCC 20868
Lineage: Eukaryota; Fungi; Ascomycota; Leotiomycetes; Helotiales; Helotiaceae
Product: Acyl-CoA N-acyltransferases (Nat)
Exons: 2
Coding region: 1-630 (209 amino acids)
Molecular function (GO): acyltransferase activity, transferring groups other than amino-acyl groups
Source: RefSeq, a predicted model, not a curated record
AUGGAAGCCUACACCAUCCUUCCCCUCACUCCCCCCGAUCUCGACACUAUGACCCAUCUCGUCUGGCUCUCCAAACAAUCGCUUACCGUUAACCGACUCCUGUAUCAGAACUGGCCGAAUGAAGCAGCGCAAAGAGCGCAAUGUCGAAAGGCGGUGGAAAAUUCCAUGCAAUGUAAAGAUGUGCAGAGUUGGAAGGUUGUACACAAGGAAAGUGGCGAGAUGGUGGGUCACGUUGCGAUGAAAUUUUAUGGUGAUGCUGGGCAAAAAGAUGUGGGAGGUGGCGGAGAGGUGCCGGACGGAAUGCAUCCGGGGGUUUAUGAGAUGGUGGUUGAUAGUAUGACGGACUUGUGGGAGGAUUGGGGUGGUGUUAGACAUUUGCAAUUAACGCACAUAUUUAUCUUGCGAGAACAUCGCGCUCACGGGUUGGGAAAGGAACUUGUUAGGCUAUGUGUUGAGGCUGCUAAGGAUAGGGGGUUGGCGUUGACAGUCGGGUCUGAACCGCAGGUUCAUGGAUUCUUUGGGAAGAUGGAGUUUAAGGAUUUUAAGCACUCAGAGUGGGAUUUGGAGAGGUGGGCUGAUGAGUUUUGUGGAUUUGGGAAGUUUAGGGUUUGGGGUAUGGCUGUGGAAUGA